AUGAAAGCUAUUCACUUUUUGGAAAUUACUGCUCAAGAAAUAUUCUAUGACGGAACCGGAAUCGGUGGAACAAUUUGUCAGAAUAUUGACCCAAGUUAUUUGACGGCUGCUGAAAAAGAGAAAAUGGUGGAAUUGAAAAGAAGUCAAGGGAUUCUUGAGCCAAUUCGUGUUGCUGAAGUACAACCUCGAUGUGAUUCUCCUAUUUCGAAGGAAGUCCUUGUUGUUCCUGUUCCGGAUGAAGGAGAUAUAAUGAGCAACUGA
Caenorhabditis remanei is the source of this 261-nucleotide messenger RNA. RefSeq lists its product as uncharacterized. Lineage: Eukaryota; Metazoa; Nematoda; Chromadorea; Rhabditida; Rhabditidae. The record is from RefSeq and is a predicted model, not a curated record. The transcript has 3 exons. The coding region runs from base 1 to 261 and encodes 86 amino acids.